Messenger RNA from Hemibagrus wyckioides, 2498 nucleotides. Its product is annotated as uromodulin-like. NCBI's taxonomy places the organism in Eukaryota, Metazoa, Chordata, Actinopteri, Siluriformes, Bagridae. Gene Ontology annotation, cellular component: membrane. Gene Ontology annotation, molecular function: calcium ion binding. Bases 30 to 2132 code for a protein of 700 amino acids. The transcript has 10 exons. The record is from RefSeq and is a predicted model, not a curated record.
UUUUUCCAAAAAAGACAGAAGCUCACACAAUGGCAAACUUCUGGACCGUACUUGUCCUUUUCUUCAUGAUAACUUUUACAUCUAAUGUCUCAGGUUUGGUGGUAGUCACUUCCUGUGAUGCGUGCCAUAAGCAUGCCUCCUGUGCACCUGAAUCUCCCCCUCAAGCUGAUUCCGUCCCACCCACAUUCACCUGCUCCUGCACUGAGGGUUACUCUGGCAAUGGCAUCACUUGCUAUAACAUCUCGGCUUGUAGCGCACCCGGGGCCUCCUGCUGUCCUGAGGGGUACCGCUGGUCUGAAAACGGCUGUAUUGACAUUGACGAGUGUUCUGGUGAGAAGAAUCCCUGCAAUGCUCCACUACUGUGUAAAAAUAAACCCGGGUCUUUUGCCUGUCUGCCUCUGGAUGCUUUACCUAAAGAUACCAUGCUAAAUGUUGAGCAAGCCUCUACCCAGAUAAGCUGUGGGGGUGAAGUGUGCAGCUCAGAACAGGACUGCAUCACUGUAAAUGGAGCUCAGCGCUGUGCCGAUCCCUGCCAGCACUACACCAUUUUGGACAAUGCAUGGCGUUCAACUGCCUCAAAGACAACUACAUUACACUGUGAUACAGGCAUCAACUGGCAAGGCUGGUACAGGAUGUACCUGGGUAAUUCAAGUGUUCAGAUGCCUGAGAGGUGCAUCCAACCCAACACAUGUGGCACAAAUGCCCCUAUCUGGCUCAAGACGCCCCCUCCGUCACCAUCAGAAGGCGUGGUGCAGGCCACUGUGUGUGCAAGCUGGGUAACAGGCUGUUGUGGCAUUGAAUUCUCCAUCGGGGUCAAAGCCUGCCCUGGAAACUACUAUGUCUACAAGUUUGUCUCACCACCUCUGUGCUUCUUGGCAUAUGCAGCAGAUGCCAAUUCAACAGUGUGUGACACCUGCAAGACGGGAGAGUCCUGUAUCAGUGCAGACAAGAUCACCUGGACCUGCAAAGCUCAAGCUCCGGACCCAGUGCGUCUCGCUGGUGGCAAGAACAGAUGUGAGGGCAGGGUGGAGCUGUACCAUAAUGGUCAGUGGGGCACAGUGUGUGAUGACGGCUGGAAUAUGAAGAAUGCUGAGGUGGUGUGCAGGCAGAUAGGUUGUGGAAGGGCCAUUUCCGCACCCAUAAAUGCAUUCUUCGGUCCCGGGACAGGUCCUAUCUGGCUGGAUAAUACAGACUGCACAGGCACAGAGCCCUUCCUGGUAGACUGCAGGCACAAUGGCUUUGAAAAUCACAACUGUGGCCACCACGAGGAUGCUGGAGUGAUUUGUGAAGGUACAUCCCCUGAGCUGGUGUGUAACAGGACAACAAUGAUACUGGUAAUUCCAGACAAUUUCACAGUCUCCAGAUCCCUUGACCCUUCAUCAGGGCACAUGGCAGACCCAAGCUGCACAGCUGGGCUUGAGGUCAACGGCACGGUGUGGUACGAGGUGCAAAGCCAAGCGGGUGUGUGUGGAAAUGUGCUGAGGACAAACAAUACCCAUGCAACCUACUCCAAUAUUUUAUACCUCUACCCUGUAAAUGUCUCUACGUUCGCACUGCCCACGGCAUUCCCGUUCUCCUGCAUUUACCCCCUGGACUCUCUCACAAGCAUGGGUCUGGACCUGAAUCCCUUUCUGCCGGUGCAGGAGUUAGGUCUGGUUGGUGUCGGCCCCGGUGCCCAAGCCUCCAUGUUCCUGUUCCACAACGACAACUUCACAUCUCCGUACCCCCCCGGGCCUGUAACACUACCCGUCGGCACUCCACUCUAUGUGGGAAUGAGCGUGCAGGAGGUGGAGUCGACCCGCUUCAAUGUGGUUAUGGAGGAGUGCUAUAUCACAGAAACACCAGACGCCAAUAGCACUGAGAGAUAUUAUCUUAUUCAAAAUCGCUGUUCCAGUGACCCACGUAACGUGAUAGUGAAUGAGAACGGCAUGUCUCAGACUGCACGUUUCACUGCUCUGCUUUUCCUGUAUGAGGGCAACUAUAACGAGAUGUUUCUGCAGUGCCGCUUCAACCUGUGUGACAGGACAACAAACUCUUGCUCCACGAAGUGUCAGACCAGAGCCACUCGCUCCAUCUCCAACCACAUUUCUCUCACCGUCGGGCCAAUUAACUGGACCAAAGGAGGACAGUAAAGCUGACCUACACUGGAUCAUCUUAUUCAUGUUAAAUGUUCAUGUUUCUGUGGAUCAAAGUAUGCUUGAAAUAUCAGGGACACAUGUAAGUGUGUGAUUAAGUAGGGGAUACAGAUUAAUCUGCAGUGCUUUGGCACACAAGGGAUGGAAUUUGUAAUGUUCCAAUGUUGAAUAUUCAAAUCAUAAAUAAUUAGCCAAAGAUAUUAUAACAAUAAUGUGUUUAAAACAUGACCACAUUGGUAAAAGAUUAUUCCUUACUUUUGUAGAUUUACUUUUCUAAAAUAAAAACCACGUAAAUCCAAAUAAUGUAAUGUCCACAUAAUGAACAGAAUAAUGUGAGAAAAGAGAGAAGAAAGCACUAAUGCU